This is a messenger RNA of Sardina pilchardus (European sardine), 2642 nucleotides long. RefSeq names its product cleavage and polyadenylation specific factor 3 (gene cpsf3). The transcript has 18 exons. Gene Ontology annotation, biological process: mRNA 3'-end processing by stem-loop binding and cleavage. Gene Ontology annotation, molecular function: RNA binding; RNA endonuclease activity; 5'-3' RNA exonuclease activity. Lineage: Eukaryota; Metazoa; Chordata; Actinopteri; Clupeiformes; Clupeidae. Gene Ontology annotation, cellular component: mRNA cleavage and polyadenylation specificity factor complex. The record is from RefSeq and is a predicted model, not a curated record. Bases 117 to 2189 code for a protein of 690 amino acids.
CCGGAAGUUGUAUGUAGCCUGGGUGCAGAGUAUCAUGCCGCUCGAAAUUUGUUUAUAGAGUUUACAGAUCACAUGAGUUGUAUUAUCAAACGUUUUCGAAAGAACAACUUUCAAGCAUGGCAGCAAAACGCAAAGCAGAUGUCAUCGUUCCGGCGGAGGAGAGCGACCAACUCCUUAUAAGACCUCUUGGGGCCGGUCAAGAAGUCGGCAGAUCAUGUAUUAUUUUGGAAUUCAAGGGACGAAAGAUCAUGCUGGAUUGUGGCAUCCACCCUGGUUUGGAAGGCAUGGAUGCGCUCCCGUAUAUUGAUUUGAUUGAUCCAGCAGAGAUUGAUUUGCUUCUCAUCAGUCAUUUCCAUUUGGACCACUGUGGAGCUUUGCCCUGGUUCUUGCAGAAGACAAGUUUCAAAGGAAGGACCUUCAUGACCCAUGCAACCAAAGCCAUUUACCGCUGGUUGCUGUCAGAUUACGUCAAAGUCAGCAACAUCUCCGCUGAUGACAUGCUCUACACGGAGACUGACUUAGAGGAGAGCAUGGAUAAGAUUGAGACCAUCAACUUCCAUGAGGUGAAGGAAGUGGCUGGCAUUAAGUUCUGGUGCUACCAUGCUGGACAUGUGUUGGGAGCUGCCAUGUUCAUGAUUGAGAUUGCUGGUGUAAAGUUGCUGUACACAGGUGACUUCUCUCGUCAGGAGGACCGGCAUCUCAUGGCUGCUGAAAUCCCCAGUGUGAAGCCUGAUAUCCUCAUCACAGAAUCCACCUAUGGCACACACAUUCACGAAAAGAGGGAGGAGAGGGAGGCCCGGUUCUGCAACACGGUCCACGACAUUGUCAACAGAGAAGGCCGCUGCCUCAUCCCCGUCUUUGCCUUGGGGCGAGCCCAGGAGCUCUUGCUCAUUUUGGAUGAGUAUUGGCAGAACCAUCCAGAGCUGCAUGACAUCCCCAUCUACUACGCCUCCUCCCUGGCCAAGAAGUGCAUGGCUGUGUACCAGACCUACGUCAACGCCAUGAAUGACAAGAUCCGCAAGGCCAUUAACAUCAACAACCCCUUUGUCUUCAAACACAUCAGCAACCUGAAAAGCAUGGAUCACUUUGAUGACAUUGGGCCCAGUGUGGUGAUGGCCUCCCCUGGUAUGAUGCAGAGUGGCCUCUCCAGGGAGCUCUUUGAGAGCUGGUGCACCGACAAGCGGAACGGCGUCAUCAUCGCUGGUUACUGUGUGGAAGGAACACUGGCAAAGCACAUCAUGUCAGAGCCAGAGGAGAUCACCACCAUGUCGGGCCAGAAGCUCCAGCUCAAGAUGUCUGUGGACUACAUCUCCUUCUCCGCUCACACAGACUACCAGCAGACCAGCGAGUUCAUUCGGGCCCUCAAACCACCACACGUGAUUCUGGUCCACGGGGAACAGAACGAGAUGGCUCGUCUGAAAGCAGCUCUAAUCAGAGAGUAUGAAGAUAACGACGAGGUCCACAUCGAGGUGCACAACCCGCGAAACACAGAGGCCGUCACACUGAACUUCAGGGGGGAGAAACUGGCCAAGGUGAUGGGGUGCCUUGCUGAUAAGAAGUGUGCACAGGGCCAGCGAGUGUCUGGCAUUCUGGUGAAGCGCAACUUCAGCUACCACAUCCUUGCCCCAUCGGACCUGUCCAACUACACAGAACUGGCGAUGAGCACUGUGAAGCAGACCCAGGCCAUCCCCUUCACUGGACCCUACUCUCUCCUGGUCAACCAGCUACGACACCUGGCAGGAGACGUGGAGGAAGUUGACGCAUCGGAGAAGACCACACUCAAAGUGUUCAAGAACAUCACACUGUUGCACGAGGCUGGUAUGGUGACCCUGGAGUGGAUAGCCAACCCUUUGAAUGACAUGUAUGCUGAUGCAGUCACUACGGUAGUGCUGGAAGUCCAGUCCAACCCCAAAGCACAGAAAGUGAUGGAUAUGAAGCCGGACAUCGUGGACGUGGAGGAGUUCCAGAGGAGGCUGGAGAUUAUGUUCCAGGACAUGUUUGGAGAAGACUGUGUGGACUUCAAGGAUCCUAAGAACUUAUCAGUGACUGUUGAUGGGAAGACAGCCUAUAUUAAUCUUGAGAGUCGGACUGUAGAUUAUGAGGAGGGCAGUGCAGAUGAAGAAACCAUCAAGGAGAUGGUGGAGGUGGCUGUUCAGCGGCUCUACGAUGCCAUGAACCCGACGAUGUGAAAGGACCAUCUCACACACACACACAUUCUCCACUACUAACGCGAGGACCGGCUGGGCCCACCAAUGCACUUCACUGGGACUUUGUCGUAAUUGAGAGUGAAAGACCAUGUACGAGAGGAUGGCUACUAGCCACUUUCAUUUCAGUGUGUAGCCUACACGUGGCCAUUUAUGUCAGUUAAUUGAGCUUGAAGAAAACAAGCAGUUUCUUUAGCGAUGGUCAUGGUUGGAUGGUGCUCAAGUCCUCUUAAGAGGUAUUAAAAAAAAUAAAAAUAACGUGAAUGCACACGAGUGCUCUGAGAACAUAGCCUGGGAAUGCAGGGGCAAAUGAAAUUAAAUCAUUCCCAAUUCAUUUUUAAGAUGUUUUCCCCUUUCCUCUGUUUUGUAUUGUGCAGGUUUGCAAACACUGAAAUUGAUGAUUAUUUUGGUGUAAUAAAUAUUUCCAUGUUUUUGGAA